Messenger RNA from Tuber melanosporum (Perigord truffle), 1017 nucleotides. RefSeq lists its product as uncharacterized. Gene Ontology annotation, biological process: N-acetylglucosamine metabolic process. NCBI's taxonomy places the organism in Eukaryota, Fungi, Ascomycota, Pezizomycetes, Pezizales, Tuberaceae. The coding region runs from base 126 to 836 and encodes 236 amino acids. The transcript is spliced from 4 exons. Gene Ontology annotation, cellular component: cytoplasm. The record is from RefSeq and is a predicted model, not a curated record.
CCCACCAAACACAAGUCCACAGACAAAUACUUGCACAAACAAUUCUCAAAAUUACCAAUCCCCUUACCCAAUUUCUAGUUCAGGCCAGAGCCACCUCGCGGAGGUAUUCCAGCCAACCAACGAAAAUGACCAAAUCGGUCCUGACAGAUUUUAAAACGGCGGACAAAGUGGCUGAGGCUCAACACGAUGGAUAUCAACUCACCGAUAAAGAUAUCCAGCAGUUAGCCUUGACUGACCAGGAGUACAAGCUCCAGACCUGGGAAGAUUUGAAGGCUAUAGUUGAGGAAAAUAGACUUGAAGAUCUUAAACGUGUCCCUUCCGAUUUGAAGCGUUAUAUCUCGUGGUCUCAUAGAACCAGAAAGGAGUAUGGAACUAUUCAGGCCUUCGUAUUAAAGGAGAGAUUAGGAUGGACAGAUUUGGCAGCAGAGAACCCGACCCCGUUUGCUUCCAAAGCUGAUACCAAAAUAUUGGUUAACGAUUGGCCAUAUGGCAAUGCUCCCGGUAUAUUAGUGCACCUAGUAGCCUGGACAAAAGCAUUCAUCCCAAUCAUUCAAGAACCCGGUCCCGAAGUCGGUGAUAUCACUCCCGAAUCUCGCAACCUUAUCAAUGACUUUGUUCAACACACCUUCAUUCAACACCUAGGCGCCGAGAACGUGCUUUGGUUCAAGAACUGGGCUAGUAUUCAGAGUGUUCGCAGCGUUGAACACAUUCAUGUUCUUGUCCGUGGGGCCAGUGAUGAGUUUCUUGAGAGCGUUCUUGGUCUGGAGGUAAAUGGGAAGAUGAAGAAGGGUAUCGGUGAGCUGGAGCGGGAGAGGGAAGAAGGGGAGAGCGCCUAGAAUAUCGAGUGAUUUAUUAUGAGCUAAAGGACAGCUAUAAGGCGAAAACGGAGAAAAUUAUAGCGAUACCAGGGCAGUCGGCACUCGAGUAGAGUAGGACGGACUUUCUCUUUUCAAAUUUCUAUUUUGUGGGUCCUAAGGGCAGGGGAAAUCAAGGGUGAAACUUUGGUGUUGCUAUUUU